GUCCGCUGCAGCGGUCGGGCGCUGUGAUUGGCUGAUGCUGGGAGGUCACAUGACCGGAGUCCGCGGGAAGAUGGCGGAGCAGGCAGGCGCCUCGCCCGAGGACCCGUGGGGGAAGGUGGAUUCUGCAUACAGUGACAGUGGACUGGAUCCCUCGCUCUUUGUGGAAAGCACUAGGAAAGGAAGCAUAGUAUCCCGAGCUAACAGCAUUGGCUCCACCAGUGCCUCCUCAGUCCCCAAUACAGAUGAUGAAGACAGCGAUUAUCACCAGGAAACCUACAAAGAGUCAUACAAGGACCGGCGCAGACGCGCCCACACCCAGGCCGAGCAGAAGAGACGAGAUGCCAUCAAGAAAGGCUACGACGACUUGCAGGCCAUCGUUCCCACAUGCCAGCAGCAGGACUUCUGCAUUGGCUCCCAGAAACUGAGCAAAGCCAUCGUCCUGCAGAAAACCAUUGACUACAUUCAGUUCCUCCAUAAGGAGAAGAAGAAGCAGGAGGAGGAAGUUUCUACACUCAGGAAAGAUGUCACAGCUUUGAAGAUCAUGAAAGUAAACUAUGAGCAGAUUGUGAAAGCUCAUCAGGAUAAUCCAAAUGAGGGGAAAGACCAGGUCUCUGACCAAGUCAAGUUUAAUGUUUUCCAAGGCAUCAUGGAUUCACUGUUCCAGUCCUUUAAUGCCUCCAUCUCAGUAGCAAGUUUUCAGGAACUUUCAGCCUGUGUCUUCAGCUGGAUUGAAGAGCACUGUAAGCCACAGACUCUGCGGGACAUCGUGCUUGGGGUUCUGCAUCAGCUGAAGAAUCAGCUCUACUGACUGCUCUCCCUGCUAGUGCCCCAGCAGCAUGGGCCUGCGUUCUUCAUCCAUACUGCUACGGGGUACCGCCAGCAGGGAGGGAGUUGGGAAACAGACUCCAGGAAUGGCUGGUCUGUUUCCCUUGUGGUUGUUAAAGCUUCUCUCUGGAUUAUUUAUUGUAUUGACCAAAAACCAAAACUGGGCUUAUGUACCUCUCCACAGAUCUUGUCACAGUCUGUAGCAUCAGAGGGUGUGUAGGGACUCAGUCGGCAGAGAAGGGAGUUUAGAUGUGGAUUAAAUACACUUCUCAUUGCCCCAAAGGAAGGCAGUAGAGGCUGUCUCACCCAAACUGGCAUGGCAGUGAAUGGGCCUUGCCUGAGCCCCUGACUCUUUGCAAGAGUGGCAGUAGCUCAGCUGGUGGGAGGGAUCUGCUUUGUCUUAUUGGGAUCCAGGAAGUGCUAAAGGAUCCCCCCCAGCCUAAGAGAGGAGUCCACAGGACCUGGAAAACCAUAUAAUUACGGGGGACAACUAAUGAACAACAGGGACAGGAGUGUGGUGAAAGGGUCAAAUGAAGGGAACCGGACAGGGACACCGAGCAGAGAACCCCGGACAACGCCCACUGCUCCUCAAAGGCGUCAAGGGAGUCAGUGGACGCCGCCCAGAGGAACUCUGCCCGGAUACGUGAAUGGACGGAGGAUCGGAAAUAGGCCCCACAGUCAAAGGAGACUCCAUCGACCAGCCUCCUCACCCUGGUUUUAUAGAUGCCACUUUAGCAAGGGCCAGGAGGAGGUUGACCAGGAGGUCCCGUGACUUAGUGGGGCCACAGAUAGGGAGUGCAUAGAUAAGGAGGUGAGGGAAAAAGUGCAACCAAAAUCUUAACAAAAUAUUUGUGAGGAGCCGGAAUAGGGGCUGCAGCCUGGUGCACUCCAGGUAUACGUGCGCCAGGGUUUCCCUCAUGCCGCAAAAGGGGCAGUGUCCAGGAUUGGGGUGAACUGUGCCAAGUACACACCCGUGCGAGAGCCGCCAACCAGUAUCCCCGGCGGGUCUCGGGACCAGGGUGGAAUAUAGGCCGGCCCACCGGGGCUGGGGAUCUGCUUUGUAGUCGGCAGAUUGUCCUGCUCCCUGUGGUGGGGAAUGGCCUGGAGUCUAACUACUGCCUGGUCAUCUUAGCACUGCACAUCUACUGCCUGCUGGGAUGCAUACCCUGAAAACCACAGAGCCUGGGCAUGAGCUGUAGAACAGAUGGAACACAGGCUCUUCCCCCCACCCCAGAGCCAGUUGCCACAUUAGGAUUAAAGACUUUGGCUGGGUUAUGAACCCUCCUGCACCAGGCAAAAUGAUCUCUACUAAAGGGGGAUAGGAAGAAGCUUCCCUUGGGACAGGUUCUCCCAUCUCUGCAAGCUUUCUUGCACCUUCUUCUGAAGCAGCUGGUUCUAGUUACCGUUGAGAUGGGUUCUGGACUAGCAAUUCCUAUGGGCCUCAAUCCCGAUGGUCUAGUUCUGUCUAGGGAUGGAAGGCUGCUUGCUUUACUGGUGCAGAAUGACUUUCCAAAAGGCCAUACAAAGGAAGCUGGGUGGGUUGGCCCCUCACUGCCACAAGGAGAGUCACUUAAUCCCAGUGCUGAAUGGACUCUCCUUCUUGUGCAGAUGACCAUGUUCUCGAGCCUCUGCUUGAGGCAGCUGCUGACUUGGCCUUUUCAACUCUAGCCACAUUUCCUAAACAAUUAAACAUGAGUGCAGCUUUCGCUACAGCCUUCUCCAAUUUUAUCGGCACAGAGGCUGAUCUCUGUCAGGCUUUAUAUGAUUUGGCACUUUCUGAUGAAGUCACACUGUGUGGGAAAGUAGAAUAGUGUAGCACAGAGCUGCUGUGGAUACUAAGUAGACGUCUACUCUUGUUUAGAACUAUAGUUUUAUAUAUAAUAAAGCCUUGAUUUUUGUAAUGCAUUGAAAAAAAUCACACUAACGUUAUCAGUUUACGUUUUGCAGACAGCUGCUUGUCUGGGACAAUUUAAAUGAGUUACACCCUGUUUCAUUCACUGUAGCCCUUCAGGUCUCUUAAAGCAGAUGGCAGCUGUCUGCUAAAGCAGCCAUGGUGUUUUACUACUCAGACAAGUUUCAGAGUAGCAGCCAUGUUAGUCUGUAUUCAUAAAAAGAAAAGGAGUACUUGUGGCACCUUAGAGACUAACAGAUUUAUUGGAGCAUAAGCUUUCAUGAGCUACAGCUCACAUCAUCGGAUGCAGUUGAUGAAGUGAGCUGUAGCUCACGAAAGCUUAUGCUCCAAUAAAUUUGUUAGUCUCUAAGGUGCCACAAGUACUCCUUUUCUUUUUACUCAAACAAGGUGACACUAUUGGAAUUACCCCAACAGAGCGACUCUCUUACAACAGCAUUUGUCGAUUUUCAAUUAUGUUCCUACCACACUUCUAAAAAUCCCGUGUUAGUGACUGUUGUGCGUUUCCUUCAGUUUGGGUCUGGUAGUUUCUCAGUGCUGCCUGCCUUUCAAACACUGACGCAGUGGCAUAAUGUUUAAACUGCUGUUUCCAUUUAAUCAAGGAAAUAUUCCUGUUGGUCUUGGAUUUUAUAAAACACAGCACUUCUACAAAGCCUGCAUUGAGUGUCCCUGUUGGUCCAAAUGCAGCAUACAGCCCCUAGGAAGUUCAAGAGUUUGUUUGCAGCAACAUGCCUUACUGCUGAAGUGAAUUGCACACAACAGGGGCAGCUACCUCUAUGGCCGUACUCAAGCACAGAUGUGUAACUCUUGUAAGAUGUUGCUUUGCUGUAAGGAAAGCACCCUGUUUGCAGAAGCAGUAGCCUGUGCUGUUUACUAAUAAGUGGCAUGUGUAUUUCUCGAAGGACAUUGCUUUUUACAGACCUCACUCAGGUGGAAAUGAAAUAUUUUUCUAUCAUGAAAAGUAAUUAUAAUAAAUUUUUGCUAAGCGUUUUAA
Molecule: messenger RNA, 3728 nt
Organism: Dermochelys coriacea (leatherback sea turtle)
Lineage: Eukaryota; Metazoa; Chordata; Testudines; Dermochelyidae
Gene: MLX
Product: MAX dimerization protein MLX
Exons: 8
Coding region: 35-808 (257 amino acids)
Biological process (GO): regulation of transcription by RNA polymerase II
Cellular component (GO): nucleus
Molecular function (GO): RNA polymerase II cis-regulatory region sequence-specific DNA binding; DNA-binding transcription factor activity, RNA polymerase II-specific; protein dimerization activity
Source: RefSeq, a predicted model, not a curated record